AUGGAAACGUGCCAAAAUGAGAUGAACAGUUUAUCUGAAACUAUGGUGGACUUGAUGUUCGGGUCACUCGGCUUAACCCAAGAAGAUACUAAAUAUGUUAAGCCCAAAAAAGGGUGGAAGAAUCCACAUGGUCCACUUCAGUUGAACUCAUACCCAGUUUGUCCGGAUCCGACAAAAGCCAUUGGCUUGGCUGCUCACACGGACACAUCAUUGCUCACUUUACUAUACCAAAGCAACAGUACUAUUGGCCUCCAAGUCUACAAGGAAGGGAUGGGGUGGGUGUCAGUGCAUCCACUCAAAUAUGCACUCAUUGUCAAUAUUGGAGAUUUGAUGCAAAUUUUGUCUAAUGGACGUUUUAAGAGUGUGCUUCAUCGUGCCGUUGUGAACAAGACACAUCAUCGAAUUUCAAUGGCAAACUUCUAUGGCCCACCAAAAGAUGUGACGAUAUCACCAUUUAUUCAACUCACUGAUCUUCAUCAUCCGCCUCUAUAUCGUUCAGUGACAUGGAACGAAUAUCUUGAUAUUAAGGCAACCCACUUUAAUAUGGCACUUGAGUUUAUCAAGAAUGAUGUUGUUUAG
Molecule: messenger RNA, 579 nt
Organism: Humulus lupulus (European hop)
Lineage: Eukaryota; Viridiplantae; Streptophyta; Magnoliopsida; Rosales; Cannabaceae
Product: gibberellin 3-beta-dioxygenase 3-like
Exons: 1
Coding region: 1-579 (192 amino acids)
Biological process (GO): response to light stimulus; gibberellin biosynthetic process
Molecular function (GO): gibberellin 3-beta-dioxygenase activity
Source: RefSeq, a predicted model, not a curated record